Acinonyx jubatus (cheetah) is the source of this 928-nucleotide messenger RNA. RefSeq names its product family with sequence similarity 167 member B (gene FAM167B). The transcript has 2 exons. The record is from RefSeq and is a predicted model, not a curated record. Bases 162 to 653 code for a protein of 163 amino acids. Lineage: Eukaryota; Metazoa; Chordata; Mammalia; Carnivora; Felidae.
ACACUCAGAGAGACCAGACCCACCUUGAGCACUCACCGUCACACAUUCCCUGGCACAGUUCCAUCACCUUCAGCUCCUGCCACCUCUCCCCAGCAACACUGCCACCCUUUCCCAAAUUCCCAGAGCUGCAGCCUUGCCCUGUCACUCACCCCAAAUCCACCAUGUCCCUGGGGCCACUGAAAUUCCAGGCAGUAGGUGAAGAAAAUGAAGAGGAUGAGGAGGGAGAGAGCCUGGACUCCGUGAAGGCACUGACGGCCAAGCUACAGCUGCAGACACGACGGCCCUCAUAUCUGGAGUGGACAGCCCGGGUGCAGAGCCAGGCCUGGCACAGGACCCAACCCAGACCCGCGCUGGGGGGCCCUGGGACCCUCUGCGGCUUCGACUCAAUGGACUCUGCCCUAGAUUGGCUCAGACAGGAGCUGCGGGAGAUGCAGGCUCAGGACCGGCAGCUGGCAGGACAGCUGCUUCGGCUGCGGGCCCAGCUGCACCGGCUGAAGGUGGACCAAGCCUGUCACCUGCACCAAGAGCUGCUGGACGAGGCCGAGCUGGACCUGGAGCUGGAGCCGGGGGCCGGCCUUGCCUUGGCCCCGCCGCUGCGGCACCUCGGCCUCACGCGCAUGAACAUCAGCGCGCGACGCUUCACCCUCUGCUGAGCCACACCUGCACCUCCUGAGACCUCCCGGGAAGGGGAAAGGAGGGGUGUCCCAGAGGUGCCAGCACCUCGCAAAGCGUGCUGGGAGGGUUGGGAGAUCACUCAGCUUUCUGGGAGCAUAAAGGCCCCUGCUGCCUUAGCUUGGGAAGGGGGAGUUGGAGGAAGGCGAGAGGCUCGCCGACCCCCAAGCUCUUCAAUAAAGACCCUCUCUGCUUCCCAUCAAGGUCUCUGCAGUCAUUUAUUCAGGCCCAAGGUCGUUGUGUGUCAUCUGUAGCU